CCACAGUAGCAGAUGGCGGUAGAGUUUAGCAGUUCGUAUGAUGCUUUUGUAGGGAAUUGCGUUGCAUUGUCCGUCUAAUAUUGGCUUAGGAGGGCAAUCAUGGACUGCAAGGGAACUAGUUGGCUGAAAAAAGAGAAGAAUGAAGUAUAUGCUGAACCAGGCUCCUUGGUACAGUUACAAACAUCGAUCAUGAAAGUAAAAGAAGAAUGGGAUGAGCAAGUGGACCAACAGAAACUCUUACAACUGGAGUCUGGUUUCCGUGAAAGUUGCAAACAAACUUUUGCUUCCUGUCUAUUUAUUCUGCUGCUGUCCAAAUUCCAAAGAGUGCAGUCAACUCCACAUUCUCAAAAGCAUUUUAGUAAAUCUGCAAAAGGUGUAAACACAAUUUUGUCUUUCUUCAACUCGUCUUCUAAGUGUCUUGAAGAUAACUUGGGAACCUCUUGGCCAAAUGAUUUUAUCAAGGAGGAUCCUGAACUAAAUUUGGAGGUGGGUGAAACUGAGAAUACUGUGGCAGCUUCAUUAAGAAAUGCAUCUGAUAGUUUAAGUUUAAUUCAAAGUGCUGGUGACAGCUGUGACAUUUCAUAUCAAGAAACAUUACAUCAAGGAGUAGUCGAUGACAAGCUGGAGAUAGAUGCAGAGAAGUCAACAGAUUUCAGCAUGUCUUAUAACUAUACCAAAAUACGGACUUCACAAGAAGACAGCUUAUGUGGCACGAGAUUAAGUUGCAGCAUCAGGGAAAAGGAAUUCCAUAAGUUUAUCUGUAGUUUCUGCCUACAGAGCUUCCCUUCAAAAUACAGACUCAUAAUGCAUAUCUUCAUCCACAUUGAUGGUGUGCAGGCACCUGCAUAUGUGUGUAAGUCAUGUGGUGAGGUAUUUCCCACUGAUGACUGCCUGAAAGAACAUUUGAGAAUGAGUGAGGGUAACCAAGCAUUAUCUGCUGCCAACAGUGAGAAACUAGAAUGCAGUGAUGACCAUGAAAACAAUAUCUCCUUGGAGUGUGUAAGAGAAGGAAUCGUGGAACUGACGGAGAAGCAAUCUUCAUCAAAGGAAACCCGGAAAACUUUAAAGAAAUGCUUUAAUGACAUACAUAAUACAGGUAAUGUUACACAAGUUGCAGAGAAACUCGAAAGAUGUCAAGACUGUGGAAUUUUAUGUGAAAGUGAUAAUGCUUAUGUCCACACUGCGCUAAGUGCAAAGAGAAAUCAUAAAUGUGAUGUUUGUGGUAAAUUGUUUACUCUGUUACGUAAUCUUAAGAGACAUAGCAUAAUACACACAGAAAAGAGACCCCACAAAUGCGAUGUUUGUGGAAAAUCGUUUACUCAGUCGGGCAAUCUCAUGCGGCACGUAUUAAUACACACGGGUAAGACACCCUACAAAUGUACUAUUUGUAGAAAAUCGUUUACUCAGUCCGGCAAUCUCAAGUUACAUGAAUUAAUACACAAAGGAAAGAGACCACACGAAUGUGAUGUUUGUGGAAAAUCGUUUACUCUGUCGGGCAAUCUCAAGAACCACAAGUUAAUACACACUGGAAAGAGACCCCACGAAUGCGGUGUUUGUGGAAAAUCGUUUACUCAGUCUGGAAAUCUCAGGGAACACGAAUUAAUACACACAGGAAAGAGACCCCACGAAUGUGAUGUUUGUGGAAUAUCGUUUACUAAGUCGAGCCAUAUGAAGAGGCAUAUUUUAAUACACACUGGUACGAGACCCUACAGAUGUACUGUUUGUGGAAAAUCUUUUACUCAGUCUGGCAAUCUGAAGGUACACGAAUUAAUACAUACUGGAAAGAGACCUUACAAAUGUAGUGUUAAAGGUAAAUCGUUUCCUUAAUGGAGCAGUCUCAAGGCACAAUAAUAAACACUGAACAGAGACCACACAUAUGCAAUGUUUGUGGCAAGUCGUUUUCAUAACUGGGUCAUCUGAAGGCACAAAUUAAUACACGCAGGAAUGAUCCCCUACAAAUGUGAUACUUGCUGCAAAUAUUUCUCACUCUGUUAAUCUCAAGAAACAAUUAGCACACACCGGUGAUUGACCGUACAAAUGUGGUAUUUGUGGAAAAUUGUUUAUCACUCGAGUAGCCUCAGGGUACAGCAAUCACUAUACACUGACAAAAGGUUACACAGAUGUGUUAUUUAUAGGAAAUGUUUUACUCCGGUCUAUCAUCUUAAGAAGCAUGCAAUAAUACAUGGAGACCACUGAAAGUACUGUUGUGAUCAGUACAUGUACACAUGUUUAAAGAAGACUAGAAGUGUGUUAUGAAUAUUGUUCACAUGUGCUACAGAGGGGUCACAAAAAAUAUGACAAAUCCAUUUUUCGCAGCUUCACAUUGGAAGAAGUUGCAUGCAAAAUACAACUUAUGAAGUACAGAAUUGCAAUUUUUUAUAAUAAAUGCUCCAUGCUCUAAUGAUCUGGCUACCACAAAUUGAUGCAUUGAGAGAUCUUUUACUCAUAUGAGUAGAAGUUCCAUGCAGUGAGCAGGACCCCAUAUUCAACAGAAUGUACCAGUAUGUUGCUAAAUAUUUCAAAGAAACUGCCAUUUCAAUGUUCAUGAAGGUGUAUGCACUACCCAGGCAACAACAGGAAUAUUUUUAUUACAUAUCGAUCACUCAGGCUAUUCAUCUCAACAAUGGAGAAAUAUGAAAAAUGUAAUGAUUAUGCAAACAUGUUGCUGAGGUAUGCC
Molecule: messenger RNA, 2677 nt
Organism: Schistocerca nitens (vagrant locust)
Lineage: Eukaryota; Metazoa; Arthropoda; Insecta; Orthoptera; Acrididae
Product: zinc finger protein ZFP2-like
Exons: 7
Coding region: 100-1827 (575 amino acids)
Biological process (GO): regulation of transcription by RNA polymerase II
Cellular component (GO): nucleus
Molecular function (GO): RNA polymerase II cis-regulatory region sequence-specific DNA binding; DNA-binding transcription factor activity, RNA polymerase II-specific
Source: RefSeq, a predicted model, not a curated record